Messenger RNA from Pecten maximus, 1554 nucleotides. Its product is annotated as dual specificity protein phosphatase 3-like. The transcript has 4 exons. Gene Ontology annotation, biological process: negative regulation of MAPK cascade; protein dephosphorylation. Gene Ontology annotation, molecular function: protein tyrosine/serine/threonine phosphatase activity; MAP kinase phosphatase activity. NCBI's taxonomy places the organism in Eukaryota, Metazoa, Mollusca, Bivalvia, Pectinida, Pectinidae. The record is from RefSeq and is a predicted model, not a curated record. Bases 186 to 770 code for a protein of 194 amino acids. Gene Ontology annotation, cellular component: cytoplasm.
UUCUGAAGACGCCGAUUUCACCGAUUUUUGUUUCUUGAAAUGCCGGUAAAGGGAGAUUACUCUCAAAGCAAAAAUUAGAAACUGCGGGAAGCGCAAAGGGAAAAGGUAUUAAAACCAACUUUUUUACAUGUGAGAAUUCUGUAACACACUCUGCCCUCUGAGACAUCUAGCUGCUAGCCAGAGGGAUGACGGACUACACACAGGAAACAUUUGAUGCGGUAAAAGGUUACCUCCAGGAGAGAAGAGAUGCUGAUGCUCCUAAGCCUAUCCAACCUAAUGCUUUCAGACUGCCUUUAGGACCUAGAAAUAAUUUUAAUGAAGUCUACCCAGGAAUCAUUCUAGGGAAUCAUGUAUGUGCUAAAGAUCCAGAGAAGCUGAAGAAGAUAGGAGUAACUCAUGUCCUGAAUUGUGCUCAGGGCUCCAAGAUCAAUCAGAUCAACACAGAUGCAGACUGUUUCAGCGAGGCUGGUAUCAGUUUCUACGGAAUCAAGGCUAUGGACAUAUCCACUUGUGACAUCAGUCCACAUUUUGUGCCAGCUGCUGAUUUUAUAAAUGCUGCACUUAUCUCUGAUGGUAACAAGGUGUAUGUUCACUGUAUGGAAGGGAUCAGUCGCUCCUCAACCAUGGUCAUAGCCUUCCUCAUGCUCAAGAGAAAUAUGACACUCGUGGAGGCUGCUACAGCUGUUCGGGCCAAACGAGAAAUAUUUCCAAACUCUGGAUUUCUGAAACAGCUGUGUAUCUUGAACAAGUCCCUGUAUGAAUCACAAUAACACAUCAAAUAUCGCAUAUAUUGCUGUCAUUUUAAGCUUUGUCUGGAAAUUGACAUUAUGACUUUGUGAUCUGAAUAACAUUCCAUUUCUAAUGUUGAAUAACCCCCCACUCACAUGGACUUGGCACAAAUACCCAAUCCUCAGUCAAACCAUAUAAAUGUAUUAUAUGUAUCUUAAUACAAGUACAUCUAUAUGUGGACUGUGGGUUUGGAAUUCUUCCCUGUGUCCACACUCACAUUUAACUCCCCUGUCGUAAUAGACAUCUAUCAGAAAAUAAAGAGCAUUAAUAGAUGCCUGCAAAUAGGAAUUGUACCAGGUAGCAUCCAGUGAUCCUCUCUGACUUUAGACCUUAAAUAUCUGGGGGUAUACACAGUAGUUACAGUUCUAAUAUAAUUUAUUGUUAUGAUAAUGGUAUACAUGUACCUAUAUAUAAAUGUAGAUUCAAAUUGAUCCUUUUUUUUUUAUUUUUCUAUGAAUUGUUUUAUUAACAAAAUUACAUUUUUGGUACAUGAGGGGAGGUAUUGUUUCAGUGAAUGCAGUCCUGGUUUAAGUAUACCACACAAUCCUUUGAACUAAAUUCAAUUUUGAUGAAAUAUUCAAAUUUUACAUUGAAUAUUUUUUUUGUCAAUGAUUGUAUCAUUAUGGUCACAGGUAAUCGUCUUGUCUGUUAAUACACCCAGUUUAUAUACCAGGUAAUGGUUGUAUUGACAGGUGAGGCUUAGUAACUGUUAGUCUACAUGUAGUGUAUAUUGUAUUCUGGGUUACUUCCCUUUGUAUCACUUGG